This is a messenger RNA of Rhodofomes roseus, 567 nucleotides long. RefSeq lists its product as uncharacterized. The record is from RefSeq and is a predicted model, not a curated record. Gene Ontology annotation, molecular function: oxidoreductase activity, acting on NAD(P)H. NCBI's taxonomy places the organism in Eukaryota, Fungi, Basidiomycota, Agaricomycetes, Polyporales, Fomitopsidaceae. Bases 1 to 567 code for a protein of 188 amino acids. The transcript is spliced from 5 exons.
AUGGGUGCUUCCGGGGCGGGCAUCGUGGAGGAAGUCGGCGAGGGUGCCACGAACCUGAAGAAGGGCGACAUGCAUGGCUUGUAUGGCGUGUACGACCACGCGACUUUCCAACAGUACGCGCUCGGAUACGCGGACGCAGUGACAACGAAGGCCAAAUCUUUCGACUGGGCUGCGAUGGUCCCGCUUGGCCUCGCUACUGCGGCGGUUGGCCUCUUCCACCACGACAACCUGUCCGCCAGUGCUAAUCUCCUCCCGCCUUGGGAAGAUGGAGGACGCGAGAAAUUCCAAUAUGACGCCGUGAAGAACAAGACACCAGGCAAGUACGCCAUAUAUGUGGCCGGUAACACCGUCAUGCCGCAAAAUCGGAAACUGGGCGCAUAUCUGUAUGCCAAGCUAACAAAUUUGCUGGAGGAAGGGGCAAUCAAGCCAAACAUUGUCGAGGUGCCUCCAAACGGGUUGCAUGUUAUCAUCGAUGAUCUGGAGAAGCUCAGAAAGGAGGUCCGUUCGAUCACCCGCGGAAAACAGCUUGAGAUGGUCGGCGAGCCUCCCCUCCCCGGAUUCGGGUGA